AUGAGAGACGACGACAAGCAACGAUAUCAAGCAGCUGCAAUCGCCUUCGUGUUGGUUUUGCAGCAAUGCAGUGCCCUACCUUAUACAUCUUCCAUUGGGGGGAAUGAGAUCGAUUCGGAUGGAAAUUACCAACACUCUGGCGGUGGAAGAUCGGUGGAUUAUCACACGGUUGUUGGCCACUUCAAAGACUUCUUCAUGUAUCUGCCUGUGAUGAUGACCACCAUAAAAGAGACCAUGUCCGGCUUCCCAAAAUUCGCCGAGGGCGUGCGUAUUCUAACCUCUGGGAAGGGAGGCGUCGACGGCGGCGAGGACUGCAAAUGCAGUAAAAAUGCCCUGGGAACGGGCGACAGCAGCGAAAUGUCGGACGGUAAUGGUCGCUUUGGUUAAUAGUUGAUAGUUCUUAUCAAAGCAUCGACAAUAAAAUG
Messenger RNA from Drosophila persimilis, 425 nucleotides. RefSeq lists its product as uncharacterized. NCBI's taxonomy places the organism in Eukaryota, Metazoa, Arthropoda, Insecta, Diptera, Drosophilidae. The record is from RefSeq and is a predicted model, not a curated record. The transcript has 2 exons. The coding region runs from base 1 to 387 and encodes 128 amino acids.